Molecule: messenger RNA, 2732 nt
Organism: Colletotrichum scovillei
Lineage: Eukaryota; Fungi; Ascomycota; Sordariomycetes; Glomerellales; Glomerellaceae
Product: fungal specific transcription factor
Exons: 3
Coding region: 205-2523 (772 amino acids)
Biological process (GO): positive regulation of transcription by RNA polymerase II; DNA-templated transcription
Cellular component (GO): nucleus
Molecular function (GO): DNA-binding transcription factor activity, RNA polymerase II-specific; sequence-specific DNA binding; zinc ion binding
Source: RefSeq, a predicted model, not a curated record
CGACAGUAAGGGAAGGUAAGUAAGGUAGGCACGCGUAUGCGUAUGUUGGUGGGAAAUUAGCCAUGGGCAACGCUUUCGAAAAGAUGCAACGGACUUGACCUUGUCACUUUUUUUCUCGUCUUUCUUUGUCGUUGACCUUUUACUUUUCUCCCUUCUUACACCAUCCAUCUCGUAUCCGCACCGCGGAGAAAUGCCCUUCCCACCAUGGCGGCUCGCAACAGCCACCCACCCAGCAGGAGCACGACGGAGCCCAGGAGAAGCCCCUUUGACGACGGGCCUCUCCCGCCCAUCAAAUCGACCGCGUGCCGCCGAUGCCAUUCGCGGAAAGUAAAGUGUUCCGGCGACCAGCCCUGCCAGAAUUGUCGGCACGCCGGGAAAGGUGCCGAGUGCACUUACCCGCGCCGCAAUCGACAGGUCAAGGUCAGACAAAGUUAUAUUGACGGUCUUCUGGAUGAGAUCCGCCGCCUCAAGAGCCAGGUUGCUUCCCAGAGCGCCUCAGCCUCCACAUGUACGGCGCUGGAUGACGUGAUAUCAACGACGACGUCGACAGCAACGCUGUCUCAGAACACCAGCUACACUGGCAACAGAGAGAUCCUAUCAACGCCAACGUCCGCAAACCUAGGCGACAAUGAAGAGCCCUCCACAGUCGCGGCGGCGGCGGAGGAUGCAGUAGCAGCAGCAACCGGAGUCACAGCUCCAGCAACGGCUACCCUCGAAGUCCGACCGUGGUUCAUCAACGCCAACGUCUUCCGCACCCCGAUCCUCAUCGGCGAGGUCGCCGACGCCGCCUUCUCCACCCGCUUCCGCCAGGUCAUCUCGGACCCCUACGCGCCGCAACCCCGCCACAUGCUCCGCGUCAACUACGCCCCCGACGCCGAGCUCAUGGCCCUCGUCAAAUCCUCCGACGUCGCCUGGCCCACGCCCUCGCGCUCGCGCUUCCUCGUCGAGGUGGCCUUUAAGUACGUCGCCCGCCGGUACCACGUCGUCCGCCGCAGCGCCGUCAUGCGCGACCUCGAGCAGAGCAUCCACAACCCCUCCUGGGGUGACCUCAUGCUUCGCUCCAAGCUGUGGGCUCUCUUCGCCAUCGGUGAGCUCUACUCGACGAGGUCCAUCCCCUCGGAGAAGGAUUUCCCCGGCAUGCCGUAUUUUGCAAAAGCCUCGCGCGUGCUGGGCGUGCUCGACGAGCGGCCGGGCACGGACUCGAUCGAGAUCAUGCUGCUUCUUUCGUUCUACUCGUUGGCCCUGAACCGCCGUUACAGCGCGUUUGUCAUGUCCGGCACGGCGAUGCGCAUGGCCAUCGUCAUGGGCCUGCACCUCAACAUCCCCGAGUCCCAGCUGCGCGACCCGGACCUGCGCGAGCACCGCAAGCGCCUGUUUUGGACGACGUACAUCUUUGACCGCAUCUGGGCCUCCAAGCUCGGUCACCCGACCGCCAUCCAGGACAGCGAUGUUGGCGUCGACCUGCCUUCUGAGGCGGAGAAUGAUGGGGUGGCAGUGGUGCGGACUCACGCGACCGACUUUGAGGAUACCGCGUACCACGUGGCGAGCCUGCGGCUGGCGGCCCUCAUCACCAAGACGGUCCGCUCUAUCUACGGCCAGCGCAGCCAGGGCGAGGCGACGACUCUGUCGACGAGAGUCCAGCAAGCGCUCAAGGACCUCAGGGCCUGGGUGGAGGACUUGCCUGCCCAUUUACAGAUUGAUAAUGCGGGGACUGGGCCGAAGCCUAUUUCGCUGCACUUGUCUUUUAACCAGUGCGCAAUCCUAGCAACACGCCCAAUUCUUCUCCACAUCCUACGAACAAAAGUUGCCUCGUGGCCAUCCGCAACCACGACCACAGAGACUCAGCAAGUCCCCGCGAGCGCAAUCACGCUAUCGGAAGCCUGCAUCCGCUGUGCGCGCCACUCGAUUCGUUUGCUGACUGAAUCGUGGAUUGACGGAUCCUUUGCGACGUUUGACUAUUUUUACACGCAGUAUCUUUUUUCUGCGCUGACGAUCCUCGCCGCCUCGAGUCUUCUCCAGGACAGUGCGUCAGGGGCGGGUACAACGCCCAAUGACGAUAAGGAGGCCUUUGAGGAAUCGGUCAGGUUUCUCUCGCAGCUGCGCGACGCGGGGAAUUUCGCUGCAAUGGAGUACUGUCACCACGUCGACGUGAUGAGGGCUGAGCUUGAUAGGUUCUAUGCGAAGCGUAUGGGGAGGAUGGACGCUGAGCAGACGCAGACGCAGACGCAGGUUUCCUCUUCAUCUUCCUAUGGUGAGGUACUACCACCGCCGCACGGACCCGGGCCCGAACCCGAAUCCGGCCCACUGAUGUCGUCGCAAUUCGGUGCAGGUGGGCUUCCAGUCCGGCCGGGGACGGGGCCCACGACGGCGGGAAUGGCGCUGACGGAGCCGUCGCUGGAGGAGCUCCUUGCGCAACCGGUGUUGGAUCUGCAGUUUCUGGAGGCUUCGUUUUAUGAUGACUUGCAGGCGUUGUAUUGGCCUGAUUUUAGCGCGGAGAAUUGGGAUACGUGGGCUUCUACCUGAAGGUCUUGCUGUUGUUGAUAAGAAAAGAGGUGUGGGGGUGAGAGUUGAGAUCUCAGGACUGCCCUGUUCAAGGAUGGACGGAUGCAAAUAAUUCCGUGCCCAUUUAUGUACACAGUCAAUCGAAAUCGAAAAGAAUAUGAUUCAAAAACCAAGCAACAGAUGAGAUCCCGUCGACUUUGUCUUAUUUGCGGGAUCGUUUUCUUCCGGGG